Penicillium canariense is the source of this 294-nucleotide messenger RNA. RefSeq names its product DUF3237 domain-containing protein. The transcript has a single exon. NCBI's taxonomy places the organism in Eukaryota, Fungi, Ascomycota, Eurotiomycetes, Eurotiales, Aspergillaceae. The record is from RefSeq and is a predicted model, not a curated record. The coding region runs from base 1 to 294 and encodes 97 amino acids.
AUGGCUCCCAGUCUCGAGUUUGCCUUCACUCUCGAAGUCGACCUCCCCCCCGCAUUGGAUUUCGGCAACACCCACUGUGGCCACAGACGGUUUAUCCCCAUCACCGGCGGGACCGCUCAAGGCCCAAAGCUCAAAGCAACUAUUCUUCCAGGGGGCGGCGACUGGAACGCUCUCCGAGAAGACGGCAUGGGUCAUGUGUUUGCGAAAUAUACCAUCCAGGCCGACGACGGUGCAUUAAUUAGCGUCACAAAUGGUGGAUCCGAAAUACAAGAAGCCCGAUCUGAGUCAAGAUAG